GCCUUAUCGCCGCCUUUGAGAGAAGUGAUAUUCUGCAGUUAAUAUCCCGGAUUCGUACAAAAAGCAUCACACAGAUUAACCAGAUACUCGAGUGAUUAACCAGAUUCUCCAGUGAUUAACCAGAUACUCCAGUGAUUAACCAGAUACUCCAGUGAUUAACCAGAUACUCCAGUGAUUAACCAGAUACUCCAGUGAUUAACCAGAUUCUCCAGUGAUUAACCAGAUUCUCGAGUGAUUAACCAGAUACUCCAGUGAUUAACCAGAUACUCCAGUGAUUAACCAGAUACUCCAGUGAUUAACCAGAAUCUCCAGUGAUUAACCAGAUACUCCAGUGAUUAACCAGAUACUCCAGUGAUUAACCAGAUUCUCCAGUGAUUAACCAGAUUCUCGAGUGAUUAACCAGAUACUCCAGUGAUUAACCAGAUACUCCAGUGAUUAACCAGAAUCUCCAGUGAUUAACCAGAUUCUCGAGUGAUUAACCAGAUACUCCAGUGAUUAACCAGAUACUCCAGUGAUUAACCAGAAUCUCCAGUGAUUAACCAGAUACUCCAGUGAUUAACCAGAUUCUCCAGUGAUUAACCAGAUUCUCGAGUGAUUAACCAGAUACUCCAGUGAUUAACCAGAUACUCCAGUGAUUAACCAGAUUCUCCAGUGAUUAACCAGAUUCUCGAGUGAUUAACCAGAUACUCCAGUGAUUAACCAGAUACUCCAGUGAUUAACCAGAAUCUCCAGUGAUUAACCAGAUUCUCGAGUGAUUAACCAGAUACUCCAGUGAUUAACCAGAUACUCCAGUGAUUAACCAGAUACUCCAGUGAUUAACCAGAUUCUCCAGUGAUUAACCAGAUACUCCAGUGAUUAACCAGAUACUCCAGUGAUUAACCAGAUUCUCCAGUGAUUAACCAGAUACUCCAGUGAUUAACCAGAUACUCCAGUGAUUAACCAGAUACUCCAGUGAUUAACCAGAUACUCCAGUGAUUAACCAGAUACUCCAGUGAUUAACCAGAUACUCCAGUGAUUAACCAGAUUCUCCAGUGAUUAACCAGAUACUCCAGUGAUUAACCAGAUUCUCCAGUGAUUAACCAGAUACUCCAGUGAUUAACCAGAUACUCAAACUCUGUUAAAAUGACUGUCUUCAAGAUGGAAAGCAGUCGGUAGGAGGCAAGAUCAGAUGGGACCAUUCUAGCCAAUGAGAGGACAGAUCUCCGAUAUAAAGUUGUUUUUUUCUCUCAAAUGUUUCCGCGAUAUCACGUGUCCUACUUAUACCGGUAACGUUACACUCAUAACAACUUAAACAAUACGAAACUUAUAUUCGAUCAAAUAAAGCCACACCUUGCAAAUAAAUCAUUACUUUUUUUGUUAACCAAAUUCCACACUCAUUGUAAAUAAGAAUUUGUUCUUAUUCACUGACUUGCCUAGUUUAAAUAAAGGUUAAAAAAAAAAACUUUCAAAAAACGCCACCUGCUGGAUAAGACAGAUUUUGGGCCCAUUUAUCAAUCUCUCUUCGUCUCAACCUCUGAUUAUCAUCAUCAUCCUCCCAGGCCAGCUGUGCUGUUUUAGCUGAUCGCAGUUUAUGCGAUAACAGAGGCAACGGAAGGUUUGGUUUCCAGAGCCCUUAUUUUUCUCGCUUGGUAAUGGGCCUUGUUAAUAAAAGUUCUGCAACUGGCUAGUUCGAGCUAGCUAGUGAGCUAACUACACGGAUUUGUUUUGUGCGUGCCUGUGGUUUUUACAGCCAGAAAGCGAAAUAUUACGUUUCCCCGCUUUGAUAAUUGAUACUUUUGUAUCGACCUCUAGAGUCUAGAUACUCGUAGCUUUUGAACGGACAGAAUUAUUGGACAGAAUGUAUUAUUUUGGCUGAGGACAGAGCAUGACAGACAUUAUUAUAAUAACCAUCAUUCAUCUACCCUGGUGCUCCGUUCAGUCCAGUACGCCGCGGUGUGAGUAGCCCAUCCGGGAAGCGCACAUCAGCAGAGGACCAUCCUAUGCGCCUUCUUGGGUGUCGGGGCCGAGAGGUGCUAAGUAUUCCCAGAGCAAUUACGUCGGAGUGAGAGGACGACGUUGCCUUGCCAUCUCAGGAUUAAACCAUGGCUAAUGAACCUGUCAUCCUUAAUGUGUAUGAUAUGUACUGGAUCAACGAGUACACUUCCACUCUGGGUGUUGGAGUCUACCACUCAGGCAUUGAGAUCUAUGGCCGAGAGUUUGCGUAUGGAGGUCAUCCGUACCCAUUUAGUGGUAUAUUUGAAAUAAACCCUGGAAACACCACUGAAUUAGGAGAGACCUUCAAAUUCAAGGAGGCCAUCGCUUUGGGCACAACAGACUUUGCUGUGGAGGAUAUGGAUAAAAUCAUGGAGGACCUGGGAACAGAUUUCAAGGGCAACUCCUACCAUCUAAUGCACAAGAACUGCAACCACUUCUCAUCCUCGCUGUCUGAGCUGUUGUGUGGGCGUGAGAUCCCUCGCUGGGUGAACCGCCUGGCCUACUUCAGCUCCUGCGUGCCCUUCCUCCAGACCUGCCUCCCUAAGGAGUGGCUGACCCCCGCUGCCCUCCAGAGCCACAUCAGCAUGGGGCUCCACAAGGAUGAGCGGGAGGCCGGAGAGUCCAGCGACGAGGACCCCAACUCAGCCUCCGGGACCACUGGGGCUGGCACCGGAUCCUCACACAGCUGUCGCCAUACACGAGUCUGAACCAAUAACUGUAGGUCUGAAGAGAAUAGCCAAUAGGACUAUCUUUCAAUGACCUUUGACCUCUGGACCAGAAGGUCACCAGCUCAGCCCUGCAGGGGAUGUGUAGUGAUAUUAUAUCUGUGGGCCUGACUGAAUAACCACCUGACCUCAUAGUACCACCACUCUGAGAACAGAGACGUGGGACGGAUGAUUAGUUAGCCUGCUAGUACUAACUCAUAAAGCCGCCGGGCCAAGGGGACCUGCAAAAUCCACUUGGAUCCUUUUCCUGCUUUUCUCCCUUUUUUAGAGUACGAUAGAUAUAUUCUGAAGGAUUUGUUAUAGGCGUUGACAAACUAACUCAGACCAUGGCAUGGUUCUCUCAGAUGGACCACGGCUACAUUAUGUAGGGGCGGCAGGGUAGCCUAGUGGUUAGAGCGUUGGACUAGUAACCGGAGGGUUGCAAGUUCAAAUCCCCGAGCUGACAAGGUACAAAUCUGUCGUUCUGCCCUUUGAACAGGCAGUUAACCCCCGGUAGGCCGUCAUUGAAAAUAAGAAUUUGUUCUUAACUGACUUGCCUAGUUAAAUAAAGGUAAAGUAUGUACUAUAGGGCUGGGGUACUUUCUAGUGUUUGUCUUUUUCCCAGGAAUUUUUAAACCUUUGUCAGCCUUCAUCCCUAAUGCCCUCCUUUCAGAGCAGCUUCUUCUUUAGACUAGACGUAUAUCUGACACCACAGAGAUGCACCCUAUGCCAAUUUUUGGGAUGCAGUCUUAAGUAUCUCUCAGUCUAAGACUACUGGUAUUGUGCCAUUAGCAGAAGAGGUUCAAUAACUCCCUUACUUGGCCUUCAGUUGUAAUCAUCAGUGAUGCCUGUUUUGUUGAUGUGUUUGGGGUAAGUUAAUAUGCUGGCCAUUUUAGAAGUUGAAGAAGCAGAACCAUAUAUAGCGAUAUAUAUAUUCUCUGUUUGGGAGUAACUACCUGUGGGUUGUUUUGAACGAGCACGUUUCUGUUAAACGUCUUAACUGGAAACAAUGUGUCAUGAAAAAGCAAAGGAUUUGACAACAAGAAGUGAAGACAUCUAAAUUUAAUCUCUGAUCGUAUUCAUUUUAUCAUAUGAAUAUUUAUAUUAUAGGGUGUUAUUUGUCCAUAGCAUGGUCUCGUGCAUUGUUUAACAAGAUGGUGUCUUGCACCCCCAUGUAUUUUUGCCAAUUUACCACUAUCGUGAAUAACACUGUCAGAUGACUCUGAAAGUCACACUCUUCUUCCAUGGAGAUCUUUCACGAUGAAACUCAUAGUAACUGUUGAAUCACAGGCCUUGGAUGAUACUCACCGCUGCCUCCCCUACUGCCUUCCCAGCUGAUUUCACAGAGUGAUUGAGUUGGUGUGUAUGGGGGGGGCUGGGUUACAGUGGGAGCAUUGUGUGAAGGAAAAGGGGUUUUGUUUUCUAAAUGUCUUUUUUUAAAUUGAUGUGGAAAUGUCUCUGAAUGAGUCGGAUUUACACACUUGCUCCCUGAAACAAGGGGGAAGUGGUCCUACCAGUCAAGUCCUGGACUAGUGUACUAAACUGACUACUAUCCCAUUAAAAAACAACAUAAAUAAUGCUGUUUUCAGAUGAGACAGACAUGAGGAUACAUGUUAUUCGACCUUUUCGGUUCAUGUGUUUAUAAUGCUGCACUUGUAGAUUCAAUAGUAUGGCUUGUGAAGCCCACUCCAUUGUAUUCCUGUAGAAUAAUAUUGUCCUUUCUUUCUCUUCUCCUUUGCCUACUGUCUCUGUCUGUCUGCCUCCACCCCCUCUGUAACCCCAUCCCCCUCUCAGGAAGGAAAUCACAUGACCUGUGGUUGUUACACAGGUGUCUCAUUACCAUACACCAUCUCCAUGACAACUGGGUGGGGGGGAAACUAUUUAUUUGUUUAUAUACUUAUAUUUUUAAAUAAUCUAUAUUUGUAUUUAUUUUUUAAUGCAGUAACUCCUUUUUUUUUGCAUUAUCAGGAAGAUGUGUGUUCUUGUUGAAGUGGGUUCUAUAGAGGUCAGUGAAUUGAACCCAUGGAUUUGAAAUGGGUUCCAUAGAGGUCAGUGAAUUGAACCCAUGGUUUGAAAUGUGUUCUGUAAAGGUCAGUAUUCCAUACUUUACCAUUGACACUUUCUACAGAGAAGAACAGUCGGAUAACUUUUUCUAUUGUGUCAAUUUUAACCUCAAUUGGUAAUGUGCUUUUCCCUGAAUUGAAAGACGAUGCCACAAUUUUAAGAAUGGUAAUGGAAUAAAAAGAUACAUGAAUAACACCAAUA
This is a messenger RNA of Oncorhynchus tshawytscha (Chinook salmon), 4943 nucleotides long. Its product is annotated as deubiquitinase DESI2. The record is from RefSeq and is a predicted model, not a curated record. NCBI's taxonomy places the organism in Eukaryota, Metazoa, Chordata, Actinopteri, Salmoniformes, Salmonidae. The transcript is spliced from 5 exons. Gene Ontology annotation, molecular function: deubiquitinase activity. Gene Ontology annotation, biological process: protein deubiquitination. The coding region runs from base 2082 to 2681 and encodes 199 amino acids.